AGGCACAUUGUCAGCUCGCAGCAUUGUGUUGCUUCAACUUCAAUUCCUAUUGUUCUUCAUCACUCAUUUAUUGAAGAACACCAUUUCUACUCUUCCCUUCCAUCAUAUUCGUUGCUGAGCAACUCCGCCACAUACUUAUACCCACCUUCUCUACAUUCCAGCCACGCGUCUCUUGCCGGUCAACUGACGACAAAAAUCAUAGCCUUCGCGCUCAUCUCGAUCUUUCAGACUACCGAAAAACAAAACCUAUCUAGCUAUCAUGGUGGCUUUUAGCGCUGGUGCGCUCCUAUUGGCGCUGCGCGUCCUCAUCGCCGCCGCCCCUUCCACAGCUGCUCCCAUCGCUGCGCCAGCGCCACAAACUUCUGCACCGGCCGCAGCAGCUUCUGGCUACUGGUUUGCUGAUAUCCAGCGUCAGGGUGUUGCUCCUUACAAUGCCAACAAAGAUGCCUACAAGAUCUUCCGCAACGUGAAGGACUAUGGCGCCAAGGGCGACGGCACAACCGACGACACAGAGGCCAUCAACAAAGCCGUCUCUGAUGGCGCCCGUUGCGGGCAGGGCUGCGACUCUUCGACUACGACUCCUGCGAUUGUUUACUUUCCUGCUGGUGUAUACGCUGUCUCGGCGCCGCUCAUCCAAUACUACUACACCCAGUUUGUUGGCGACAUCAACAACCUCCCCACUCUCAAGGCCACGGCCAACUUCCAGGGAAUGGCUGUUAUCGACGCAGAUCCAUAUAUCGAGGGAGGCAAUGGCGCUAAUUGGUACACUAACCAGAACAAUUUCUACCGUCAGGUUCGCAACUUCGUCAUCGACAUCACUGCCGCCAAGGCCACCGCCGGUAUUCACUGGCAAGUCUCCCAGGCUACCUCUCUCCAGAACAUCCGCUUUGAGAUGGCCAAGGACGAGGCUGGCAAGGACCAGAAGGGUAUCUUCCAGGACAACGGCUCCGGUGGUUUUAUGACCGACCUUGUCUUCAACGGCGGUGGUGUUGGUGCUUUCCUUGGAUCCCAGCAAUUUACUACUCGCAACAUGACCUUCAACAACUGCGGUACCGCCAUCUACAUGAACUGGAACUGGCUUUGGACCAUGAAGAGCAUCUUCAUCAACGACUGCAAGGUCGGUCUCGACAUGGCGAACAGCCCCUCCAACCAGACUGUAGGCUCCGUCCUCAUGCUUGACAGCAAGCUCACCAACACUCCCAUUGGUGUGAACACCUCCUUCACUACGGACAGCAUCCCUACCACUGGUGGAACCCUCAUCCUUGAGAACGUCGACUUCACUGGCUGUGACUCAGCCGUCGUUGGCGCCGCUGGCAACGUCCUCGUCAAGGGUGGUAGCAAGGUUGAGGCCUGGGCUCAGGGUAACGCUAUGGCUGCUGGCGGUGCGCAGGGUCGCGUCCAGGGUGAUAUCAACAAUGGUCCCGCUAAGCCUGCUACUCUGCAGGGCGAGAACGGCUGGUUCGAGCGCAGCAAGCCCCAGUAUGGUGACGUUGCUGUCUCCAAGUUCGUCAGCCUCAAGUCCAAGGGCGCCAAGGGCGACGGAAACACGGAUGACACUGCUGCUAUCCAGGCUGCCAUUGACGGCCUCCAGGAUGGCGAGAUCCUCUAUGUCGACCACGGCGCUUACCUCAUCAAGAAGACCAUUGUCAUCCCCGCCGAGAAGAACGUCAAGAUCCAGGGUGAGGUCUACCCCAUGUUCUUCAUCACUGGCGACUUCUUCAGCAACAUGGACGACCCCAAGCCUGGCUUCCAGGUCGGCGCGAAAUCUGGUGACAAGGGCACCUUUGAGAUGAACGACGCUAUCAUCGGUACCCAAGGACCCGCUCCCGGCGGUAUCUUGAUGGAGUGGAACAUCAACGCCGAGGCUGGCAAGGCUGGUCUCUGGGACGUCCAUUUCCGUGUUGGUGGCUAUGAGGGCACCAAGCUCCAGUCUUCCAACUGCGCAAAGAACCCCAACGCCACUCACAGCGCGAACCCCGACUGCAUCGGUUCUUUCAUGCAGCUCCACGUCACCAAGUCUUCCAGCGGCUACUUCGAGAACGUGUGGCUGUGGACUGCUGACCACGAGCUCGACCAGGCUGAUCACGGCCAGAUUGACAUCUACAACGGCCGUGGUAUGAUCGUCGAGUCCCAGGGCCCUGUCUGGCUUGUCGGCACCGCCUCGGAGCACUCGCAGAUGUCUCAGUACCACUUCCAGGGCGCAAAGGACAUCUGGUACGGCGCGAUCCAGACCGAGACUCCCUACUACCAGCCUAACCCCAAGGCCGAUGUUCCCUUCACCAAGAACACCAAGUACUUCGACCCCGACUUCUCCGAGGGGCUGACAUCUGCCUGGGCCGUGCGUGUCAUUGACAGCUCCAGCAUCUGGAACUACGGCGCGGGUACCUACUCGUUCUUCAGCAACUACGACCAGAAGUGCGUUCCUGGCCAGAACUGCCAGGAGCACAUCAACGAGAUCUCCAACUCGACCAACGUCAACUGGUUCGGUCUGUCGUCCAAGGCGUCGGUCAACAUGAUCACGUCCAACGGCAAGGGCUUGGUCAAGGACGAGGACAACCGCAGCAACUUCUGCGCCACGCUCGCCAUUUUCGCGCAGCCGUAGAUGAUGCGUGGUGGUGCGUGUUCCGAGUAGUCGUUUUUGUUUCUUUCCCACUACGAUGGGCCUUGUUGACGUGGUUAUCUUGUCUGUGUACUUCUACCACUCGUCGAGAGUGGAAUCACUAGAAUGGCGAUGGAUAGCCGAGCAUAUCUUAUACCCCGGGUUGGAGUUUGGUUUUAGCAUAAACAUGUAGAUGGUCUGAAUUGAUCUGAGUUCUCUCAA
Messenger RNA from Didymella exigua CBS 183.55, 2821 nucleotides. Its product is annotated as glycoside hydrolase family 55 protein. The record is from RefSeq and is a predicted model, not a curated record. The coding region runs from base 260 to 2602 and encodes 780 amino acids. NCBI's taxonomy places the organism in Eukaryota, Fungi, Ascomycota, Dothideomycetes, Pleosporales, Didymellaceae. The transcript has a single exon. Gene Ontology annotation, molecular function: polygalacturonase activity.